Periophthalmus magnuspinnatus is the source of this 1203-nucleotide messenger RNA. RefSeq names its product FKBP prolyl isomerase 6 (gene fkbp6). Lineage: Eukaryota; Metazoa; Chordata; Actinopteri; Gobiiformes; Gobiidae. Bases 88 to 1098 code for a protein of 336 amino acids. The record is from RefSeq and is a predicted model, not a curated record. Gene Ontology annotation, molecular function: protein binding; peptidyl-prolyl cis-trans isomerase activity. The transcript is spliced from 8 exons.
CAAACUAAGUUGACACUGUUGUUCUCCUUCAUCACAUACUAAAAGGAUAUUUUCUUGAGGUAGUCUUUUAAUAACCCAGUGUGGGAAAUGUCUGUGAACGGGCUGCUGUCCAGUAUCCGCAGGCUGACCCAAAAUGAAGAGCAGCUGAGGAACUCAAACUCUGUGAGUCCUUUUGAGGUCCUCCGUCAGCAGAUGGAUGACAUUUUAGGAGAUGGAGGAAUUAUGAAGCAAGUGGUCCAGCCUGGAGAGGGCCCACCAGUGCCCGAGAACGCUUCAGUCAUAAUGCAUUACUCUGGCUUCCUGGAGUAUUCUGACCAGCCUUUUGAAACCACGCUAAACAGAAGGCACCCUCGGAUUAUGAAGUUAGGGAGAGAUGUGACAUUGGGAGGCCUGGAACUGGGUUUGUUAACUAUGAAAAAGGGGGAGUUUUCACGCUUCCUGCUGCAGCCUCAGUAUGCCUAUGGGAACAUGGGCUGUCCACCCUUCAUCCCGGAACGUGCUGUGGUUCUCUAUGAGAUCCACGUCCUGGACUUCCUGGACUCUGGACUAGUGGAUAAAUUUCUCACACUAUGUCCAGAGGAACAGAACUCUUCUCCUCUGUCCACAUUUUUAGACGUGGUCAAUACAUUACGUUCUUUUGGCAAUCGCUGCUUCAAUCAGAACCAGAUGUACCAUGCCAAAGAUCGUUACAAACAGGCUUUGAAGCUUUUGGAAACCAGGAAAUCUCAGAAUGUGCCAGAGAAGGAGAGUCUGCAGACGGCCCUUCUUCCUGUGUAUCUGAAUCUCUCCCUCACUGAGCUGCGUCUGGAGAACCCACAGAAAGCCCUGAAGUACGGCAACAAAGCACUACAGAUUGACCGCAACAACACUAAGGCUCUUUUCCGCUGCGGACAGGCCUACCAGGAACUGCAAGAGUUUGAGAAUGCGCAACAGUGCCUCUUAAUGGCUCAGGGGAGGAAGCCUUUUGACAGCGACGUCAAUAACCUCCUGAGGAAAGUGGCAAUGUCCUAUAAAGAAAGCCUAGAUAAACAAAAAGACAUGUGCUCCAAGAUGUUCAAGCAUUUCAAUUGCAGAGAUUUAAAUGAGGAAACGGGUUAGAAACAGUACAGCAUCCAUGUUACUUAUUGUUCAAAUGAAAUCUGUACCUUUCAGGUUGCAGCAUUGCUGUGGUGUGUAUGAGGAGCAGUUUAUAGUUUUGUGGAA